AUGAUCCUCGAGAUACUUGUCCUAUCUUUGCUGGGAGUGGCGUUUGGGAAUGCUGUGAUUCCCCGCGACACUCCAUCUGGAUCGAUCAGCUCUCCAGUGCGUUCGUCUGUGCCGGGCACCCUAUCAACUCCCCCGUCUGAACCGACAUGCUACACCAGCAGCCAGUGGCUUGUCAUCUCGAACACCAGCGUCUUCUGGCCGACAUCCACGGACUACCUUUACGGUCCAACCACUGGACCCGGUGCAUCCGAUGUGAUCUGCGCAGCACAGUGGAUGCAAUACGAUAAGCGGUCAAGUGGGCUCUCUAGCAUUGGCCCGACCAAGACCACAACGACGACAUUAUACACUCCCACCAGCACUGGGGCCUGCAGAUCGAGCGUUACCCCCGAAAGAUACUCGGAUAUUCAUACUGGCCCAGUGACAACCCUAUGCGAUGGGGUUGCCCGGGCUCUCGGACCACGAGAAAUCGCAACAGAAUACUUCCCUGGGACUGGACCAUGCAGCACGUUCAGUGUGUCCAGCAGCACAGUCACGCCAGUCUACCGAGAGCCCUCGGCAUCCCCGACAUGCAGACCGGAGUUAGAAGGAUGCAUCGGGGUCUGGCAAACAUAUAGCAGCCUCUCCAGCGAAUACAAAGCAUCAGUCACAUCCCCGAUUCCAGGCGACACAAGGAGCCCCCUGCAGCCCGUGCACUGUCCCAACACCGCUCGAGAUCGCCCUGAGGAGGAUCCUUGCUCGUCAUGCCAUUUCAUCCCAGGCACAGCGACAAUGUUCUACUGGCCCGUGACAACGGCCAACGGAGACCUGUGCGCCCAAAACGGGACAACCAUCCCCGCUACGCCAACCGGCAAUGGCCCUAACACCGCCAUCCUGGAUGAUCACACCCUCGUCUCACCCAGCAUAUAUAUCUCCUUCACCUCGAUCAACGCCUGGAGUAACCGCCGUAAUGGUCACAUAUGUGGUGAACGCUAUUCCAACCAGCUGAUCUCCGUCCAUCCCACUGCCGUCACAUCGCUCCGGGACCACCGCAACGCUCGGUACCCCAGCGAAGGGACUCCAUAUCCGUUUAAUUUUGCCGAGUUCCUUCCCCAGACUAUCGGCAAUUACACACAGUCGCUGAUCCCCUGGCCUCAGUAUCGCGGUGGCUCACAGUGCCCCCUCUAUGAUCCCUCCUGUACGAUGGUUCGUGAUGAUUACCUGCCGUACAUUGAGGUGCCGGCAGAGGCGGCUGAGAUUGAUUCCCACUGGGAGAAGUGUGACCGGAGAUGGCUUGUCCCGGCUGUUACGAUGGUGCCUAUUGUUGAUGGCACUGCUGUGGCUCCUACUCCUACGGGUGAGCCGGAGGACACGUCGAUUGACGUGGAUGCAGUUCCGGAAGGCAUGGUCGCUGCGCCGACGCCGACGCUGACUGGUGCACUAGGGUGGUGA
Molecule: messenger RNA, 1428 nt
Organism: Aspergillus pseudonomiae
Lineage: Eukaryota; Fungi; Ascomycota; Eurotiomycetes; Eurotiales; Aspergillaceae
Exons: 2
Coding region: 1-1428 (475 amino acids)
Source: RefSeq, a predicted model, not a curated record